AUGGAUAAAUUUCCAAAGACUUAUGAAGAAUAUCAAAAUAUGAAUUCCAAUGAUGGUAUAUCAGAGUUGGAGUUUUAUAAGCACGGAUAUUCAUUAUUAUUUGAUUCGUUGGAAGUUAAAAAACAGAAAAAGGAUGUUGAAAAGGCAAUGACUCUAAGUCAAAUUGAGAAGCUGUUGGACAACAAGUUGGCAAGGUUGGAAAAUAAUUUAGUUGGGUAUCUUAAAGUUCAACCACCUAUUAACACAAAAAAGUUAAUCCUGAAGUCAAAUUCUAAUAAUUCUAAAAUAGAAAUGAAUGCUCAUGUGACUGAGACAAAACUAUCAACAGUUGACAGUCAACCUAAGUCUGAACAGAACCGAGGUAGUAUGGUUAGCUGGCGAUCGCCAAGAACAGUUCGAGAAUUGAGAGCUCGUUUAUCAAAAUAUUUUAAAGGUAACAUAGAACUUGACGAUAUUAGAGAAACUUUAACAGAAAGAGAAAAACAGGCUGUAAUUAAUAUCUCAGUGGAAAAUAGAAUCAAAAUAGAAGGUAUUGAGCUUGAGGAAAAUUCAGAGGAAGAGAAUGACUAUUAUAACUUAAAAACGAAAGAGGAAGUAGAGAAAUCAAAACAAUUAUAUGAAAAUAUCAAUACCAAAGCUCAGGACAUAACUAAUACAAUCGAAAAAAUUAUAAAUAACGAUAAAAAUCAAUACAUAAAUAACUCUGACAACAUAUAUGAAUCAUUAAAUUUUAACGAACAAAACACAGAAGGAAACAGCAAUGAGGACGUAAAAAAAUUCUUAAAACAAUAUUCUAUGAUAACUGACUUUAAUAACUGGGACGAAAAAGAUAAACUAAAAUUUUUACCAAUGUUUGUAAAAGGAACUGCGAGCAAUUUCUUAGACAAUUUAAAUAAUUUAAAAACAAACUGGACAUGGAAAGAGAUAGAGGAUGCGUUUAUUGAUCAAUAUCUACCUAUUGAUUACACUACCAUUUUAAAGACAAAUUUAGAAAAUAGGAGACAGGGAGAAUCAGAGUCAGCAACAAGUUUCAUGACUGAGAUCGAAAAAAAUCUAAAAAAAUACGAACUUAUGCAACAUAGAAUUAAUAACAGAGGCCCGACAAUUAACAAUUACACUGACUUACUAAAUUUACAAGUGACUAAAUUACAAGAGUUUCAUAAAAAUAAAGAAAUAAAAAAGAACGAGGAACACACUGAAAACUUAUUAUUAAAAAUAGAACAACUUACGGAAGAAGUUAAAAGAAUGAAUAUGCUGGGAAAGAAUACAAAUAGAUCUGUAGAUUUUAGAGAAAAUAGAUAUUAUGACGAUUAUGAAGACAAGAGUUACUAUAGAAAUAAUGAGACAAGAGGCCGUGAUUAUAAUAGAAAUAAAGAUUACUAUAGGAAACCAGAAUAUAGAUACAAAAGUCCAUACCCAGGAAGAUCGCGAGAAUCAAGCAGGGAUUCAAGAAGAUAUAAUAGAAACCGAUCUUUUUCGAGAGAUAAUCAGCGUAGAAAUAGAGAUAGAUCAUAUUCAAGAGAGAGACCAGACUCACGUGAACAAAGUUACACUAGAGAAUCACAAAGAGAUAAUUAUAAGAGACAAGAUAGUCGAGAUAGACAAAGCAGAUCGAGGACACCGGAACAAUAUAGAAAUAAAGAUAAACAAAAAGAAAUGAGAGGUGAAAUGGAAAAUAUAACGUGUUAUAAAUGUGAGAGAAGAGGACACUAUGCAACACAGUGUGAUAAUGUAAAAAACUAA
Molecule: messenger RNA, 1743 nt
Organism: Aphis gossypii (cotton aphid)
Lineage: Eukaryota; Metazoa; Arthropoda; Insecta; Hemiptera; Aphididae
Exons: 6
Coding region: 1-1743 (580 amino acids)
Molecular function (GO): nucleic acid binding; zinc ion binding
Source: RefSeq, a predicted model, not a curated record